Tachyglossus aculeatus (Australian echidna) is the source of this 2159-nucleotide messenger RNA. RefSeq names its product peroxisomal membrane protein 2 (gene PXMP2). Gene Ontology annotation, cellular component: cytoplasm; membrane. The transcript is spliced from 5 exons. Lineage: Eukaryota; Metazoa; Chordata; Mammalia; Monotremata; Tachyglossidae. The record is from RefSeq and is a predicted model, not a curated record. The coding region runs from base 1 to 543 and encodes 180 amino acids.
AUGGGUGCUGACGGGUGGAGGUCCCUGCUGCGGCUCCUGCGCCUCUACCCCCUCCUCGCCAAGGCUCUCACCAGCGGGAUUUUCUCUGCACUCGGGAACUUCCUGGCCCAAGUUAUUGAGAAGAGAGGAAGAAAGGAAAAACGUUCCCAAAGUCUCGAACUCAGCGGACCUCUCAGAUACGCCAUUUUUGGGUUCUUGUUCACAGGGCCACUGAGUCACUUUUUCUACCAGUCCAUGGAGCAGCGGAUCCCUGCAGCGGUCCCCUUGGCGAUGGUCGGGAGGCUCCUGCUGGAUCGUUUGGUCUUUGCCCCCGUCUUCCUCUUGCUCUUCUUCUUCGUCAUGAACCUCCUCGAGGGUCAAAACUUGGCGACUUUUUCUAAAAAGAUGAGGACGGGUUACUGGAAAGCCCUGAAAACCAACUGGAAAGUGUGGACGCCCGUCCAGUUUAUCAAUAUCAACUAUGUCCCCGUGCAGUUCCGAGUGCUGUUUGCCAACCUGGUGGCCUUGUUUUGGUACGCCUACCUCGCCACGCUCCGGAAGUGAGGAGGCCGCGGUAAGCGCUCAAUAAAUACGAUUGAUUGAUUGAUUGAUUGAUCCGUCGGUGCCCUCCCUCUGGGAUCGCCAGCAGACCGCGGCUCCCCGGGGAAAACGGACGCCCGGCCUGGCGGGAUCGAUCCCUUCAGGAAUCUCCCCGACUCCGAUCCAACUCGUUGAGCUUCACAGAUUGAUAGGUGGGAAAAGAUAGACCGUGAACGAUCUGUACCGUGACGACCUUGCUGUCGGCUCUGGAACGCCGCUCUUGCUAAACUUCCCUUUUUCAAAAAUGGGACUCAAUCAGGAUGGCAAUAAACUACAGUGUAGCAUCUUCAAAGCCAAGUUUUAUUUGCUGGAAGUGGGAAAAGAUAGACCGUGAACGAUCUGUACCGUGACGACCUUGCUGUCGGCUCUGGAACGCCGCUCUUGCUAAACUUCCCUUUUUCAAAAAUGGGACUCAAUCAGGAUGGCAAUAAACUACAGUGUAGCAUCUUCAAAGCCAAGUUUUAUUUGCUGGAAGUGGGAAAAGAUAGACCGUGAACGAUCUGUACUGUGAUGACCUUGCUGUCGGCUCUGGAACGCCGCUCUCGCUAAACUUCCCUUUUUCGAAAAUGGGACUCAAUCAGGAUGGCAAUAAACUACAGUGUAGCAUCUUCGAAGGCAAGUUUUAUUUGCUGGAAGUGGGAAAAGAUAGACCGUGAACGAUCUGUACUGUGACGACCUUGCUGUCGGCUCUGGAACGCCGCUCUCGCUAAACUUCCCUUUUUCAAAAAUGGGACUCAAUGAGGAUGGCAAUAAACUACAGUGUAGCAUCUUCAAAGGCAAGUUUUAUUUGCUGGAAGUGGGAAAAGAUAGACCGUGAACCAUCUGUACUGUGACGACCUUGCUGUCGGCUUUGGAACGCCGCUCUCGCUAAACUUCCCUUUUUCGAAAAUGGGACUCAAUCAGGAUGGCAAUAAACUAUAGUGUAGCAUCUUCAAAGCCAAGUUUUAUUUGCUGGAAGUGGGAAAAGAUAGACUGUGAACGAUCUGUACCAUGACGACCUUGCUGUCGGCUCUUGAACGCCGCUCUCGCUAAACUUCCCUUUUUCAAAAAUGGGACUCAAUCAGAAUGGCAAUAAACUACAGUGUAGCAUCUUCAAAGGCAAGUUUUAUUUGCUGGAAGUGGGAAAAGAUAGACCGUGAACGAUCUGUACUGUGACGACCUUGCUGUCGGCUCUUGAACGCCGCUCUCGCUAAACUUCCCUUUUUCAAAAAUGGGACUCAAUCAGGAUGGCAAUAAACUACAGUGUAGCACCUUCAAAGCCAAGUUUUAUUUGCUGGAAGUGGGAAAAGAUAGACCGUGAACGAUCUGUACUGUGAUGACCUUGCUGUAGGCUCUUGAACGCCGCUCUCGCUAAACUUCCCAUUUUCAAAAAUGGGACUCAGUCAGAAUGGGAAUAAACUACAGUGUAGCAUCUUCAAAGGCAAGUUUUAUUUGCUGGAAGUGGGAAAAGAUAGACCGUGAACGAUCUGUACUGUGACGACCUUGCUGUCGGCUUUGGAACGCCGCUCUCGCUAAACUUCCCUUUUUCAAAAAUGGGACUCAGUCAGGAUGGCAAUAAACUACAAUGUAGCAUCUUCAAA